AUGUCAGAAUCUAUGUCAAUCCCCACGGAUGCCAUGGAGCACUUGAAAAAUUUAGAAGAGUCGAAAGUUUCCAUUCCCGAGAUUGAUUUUACGGUUCACGAAAUGGAUGAUGGUAGGUAUUCAUCAAAAGAUAUGAAAGAUAUGCCAACGCGUAAAAAGGUUCAAGCACCCGCAGUUCAAAUACCAAUACCUGAAGAUUUUUAUGAUAAUGAUGAUCCAGAAAAACCCGACAUUCACUUUCUCAAAAAUCAUUUUUAUCGUGAGGGUAGAAUUUCAGAGGAACAAGCAUUAUAUAUUAUUAAUAAGGGUACAGAAAUAUUAAAACAAGAAGAGAACUUGUUAGAAGUUGAUGCACCUAUAACAGUAUGUGGUGACAUUCACGGUCAAUAUUAUGAUUUGAUGAAAUUAUUUGAAGUUGGUGGCAAUCCUGCUGAAACUCGUUACCUUUUUUUGGGAGAUUAUGUUGAUAGAGGAUAUUUUUCUAUUGAGUGCGUUCUUUAUUUAUGGGCAUUGAAAAUAUGGUACCCAAAAACAUUAUUCUUGUUACGUGGUAACCAUGAAUGUCGUCAUUUGACCGAUUACUUUACAUUCAAAUUAGAAUUUUAUGAUGCUUGUAUGGAAUCAUUUUGUGCUCUUCCAUUGGCUGCCAUAAUGAAUAAACAAUUUUUAUGUAUUCACGGUGGUUUGUCACCAGAACUUAAUACUUUAGAAGAUUUGCGUAACAUUAAUAGAUUUAGAGAGCCUCCUACACAUGGAUUAAUGUGUGAUUUAUUGUGGGCUGAUCCUUUAGAAGAAUUUGGGCAAGAAAAAAAUGAUGAAUGUUUCGUUCAUAAUCAUGUACGCGGAUGUUCUUAUUUUUUCAGUUAUUAUGCAGCUUGUAAUUUUUUGGAAAAAAAUGGGUUGUUAUCAAUUAUUCGUGCACAUGAAGCUCAAGAUGCAGGAUAUCGAAUGUACCGUAAAACAAAAACUACUGGUUUCCCUUCCGUCAUGACAAUCUUUUCUGCACCAAAUUAUUUAGACGUUUACAAUAAUAAAGCUGCUGUAUUGAAAUAUGAAAAUAAUGUUAUGAAUAUUCGUCAAUUUAAUUGUACACCUCAUCCAUAUUGGUUACCUAAUUUCAUGGAUGUUUUUACUUGGUCUCUACCUUUUGUGGGUGAAAAGAUUACAGAUAUGCUUCUAGCCAUUUUAAAUAUCUGUAGUAGAGAAGAAUUGAUAGACGAAGAACUUUUAUCAGAACCUAAAACACCAGAUUCGGCGACUGAUGGUGCAGAAAGACGUCAAGUUAUCAGGAAUAAGAUUUUGGCAGUUGGUAAAAUGGCCAGAGUAUUCUCUGUUUUAAGGGAAGAAUCAGAAAGUGUCAUGGAAUUAAAGACUGUGACAGGAACUGGUAAAUUACCAUAUGGAACUUUAGCUUUAGGAGCUGAAGGAAUUAAAAAAGCCAUCACUUCAUUUGAAGAGGCCCGUCGUUCUGAUCUUCAGAACGAGCGUCUACCACCAACUCGAGAGGAGGUAGAUGAAGCCGAACGUAAUAAAACAGAAGCGGCUAUUAAGGAAGCAAUUCAUGAAGUUGAAAUGGACAAAGAACUUGCAGAAGUCGCGGAAGUUUUUGUUAAAGAGGAUGAAAGAAGGAAAAGUUUGAAACAAGCUGAAUUUUUAUUGUUACUAAAAAUUUGA
Molecule: messenger RNA, 1674 nt
Organism: Diversispora eburnea
Lineage: Eukaryota; Fungi; Glomeromycota; Glomeromycetes; Diversisporales; Diversisporaceae
Source: the annotation of a GenBank genome assembly